Aspergillus thermomutatus is the source of this 1449-nucleotide messenger RNA. RefSeq lists its product as uncharacterized. Gene Ontology annotation, biological process: ceramide biosynthetic process; ceramide catabolic process. Gene Ontology annotation, molecular function: acyltransferase activity, transferring groups other than amino-acyl groups. Gene Ontology annotation, cellular component: endoplasmic reticulum membrane. The transcript has 6 exons. NCBI's taxonomy places the organism in Eukaryota, Fungi, Ascomycota, Eurotiomycetes, Eurotiales, Aspergillaceae. The coding region runs from base 1 to 1449 and encodes 482 amino acids. The record is from RefSeq and is a predicted model, not a curated record.
AUGAGUAACAUCGCGCUUGUUCCCCGGGAGUUUCCCACCGAGAAAGAACUGGACAAAAUCGUCGACCGGUACAGACAUCUCCGCUUAGCAGGCCUCAAACAAGACCCAAAGGCCUUUACAGCCAAUUACGAGACUGAAGCGCAGUUCCCGUACGAAAAGUGGUUGUCCCGGAUUCAGAACCCAAAGGCACGAACUUUCAUCGCUUUGGACCAGGGUGAGAGGGUGAAUUCGUCGCACGAUGCGUUGACGGCCCUUUUGUCGAGGGAAUGGCUGGGGACUGUGACCAUUGGAGGACCGAAAUUCGUGUCUAGCAGCGAAAUUGAUAUCGAAGCGCCGUGGAAGGUAUUUACGGAAAGCGAUCGGUAUGCGGCACCACCAGUGGAUGAUAGAGACGCCGUCGCGGUGUAUAUGAUUGCUGGCAUGUUUGUGCUUCCAGCGUCGAGAGGGAGGGGGAAUGGUCGUCGACUUGUUGAGGAAACUGUCAAAUAUACUCGGGGUGCUUCUCCUGCUACAGAGCGAACUCUACUGGUCCUACUGGUCGAAGCAGAAAAUGAAGCUGCAAGGAAACUCUACGAAAGAUGCGGGUUUCGGAAGUGCAGCGAGAGAGUGGAAUUGAGUGAUCAUCAGACGGUUGGGAUGAUUCUAGAACUCGAGCAUAAUACAACCCAGUCAAUUGACUACAUGGUAACUAGAUACGUUGCGGAAUUCAUCAAUAGUUUGACCAAUGUGGUAUACAUAAUCUACGCCUUCUAUGGACUCUACCAGCUGCGGCAGAAACCAAAUGCUGGUUUCCUUCGCACCGUCCCCUACUGGGGGUUAAUGGCAGUGGGAGUUUGCUCCGCUGUAUACCACGUCAGCCUCAAGUACCACACCCAGAUGUGGGACGACCUCUCCAUGCUCUUCACCACAACCCCCGUUCUUCACCGGGUCAUGACCGCCGAUGCCAACCCCAGGGUCGGGAUUGUAACGGGCAUAGUCCUGGGGUCAAGCCUUCUCGCCCUAAUAAUUUACCAUGUAAAGACGGAUGAGUUACUCCUGCACGCUGUGUUCUUUGUUGGCUCCGUAACCACCAUCGGAAUUUAUACCAUGCGAUUGAUCAACGCUCGCACACUGGCGGGCUCAGAGGCUCGGAGGCAGAUCUGGGGCAUGGUACGGUUCGGCGCUGUCAUAUUCAAUCUGGGGUACUGGCUCUGGCUGGUUGAUGGGUGGGUGUGCUCGUACCUGAAAAGCAUGCGGGAGACGGUGGGUCUACCCUGGGCUUUUCUGUUGGAGCUGCAUGGAUGGUGGCACAUCUGCACGGGAAUUGGCGCCUAUAUCUUCAUCGCGGUCAUCGAUCAUCUUGUAUCCGGAGAGGAUCACAGAAAUAUCCCCGGAUCCCUGGCCUGGCCUGCUCCGUGGGCUGCUCAAUCUGUGUUCGCGGGAAGAGGGUCUGACGAGAAACAAGAGUGA